This is a messenger RNA of Drosophila busckii, 1108 nucleotides long. RefSeq names its product ras-like protein 1 (gene Ras85D). Gene Ontology annotation, molecular function: GTP binding; GTPase activity; GDP binding. The transcript is spliced from 4 exons. NCBI's taxonomy places the organism in Eukaryota, Metazoa, Arthropoda, Insecta, Diptera, Drosophilidae. Gene Ontology annotation, biological process: epidermal growth factor receptor signaling pathway; Ras protein signal transduction. The coding region runs from base 400 to 969 and encodes 189 amino acids. The record is from RefSeq and is a predicted model, not a curated record. Gene Ontology annotation, cellular component: plasma membrane.
UACGCGGUGAUUAAACCAAAAAAAAAAGCAAACAUAACUUUGCAAAUAUUUUUAAAGCUGCUAAAAAACGCGUUAAACCUCAUAAUUGUUAAAUGUUUUAGUUAUAGCGUAGGUUUUAUACACACGUUAAAACGAGUACCUCUUUGAAGUUAAGCCACUGGCUAAAUUUGCCGUGUUGAAAAAAAAACAAGGAGGAGCCAAUUGAAGCGACAGCAACAAAGAAGUCGCCGCAGUCUUUAGUUGCAGCUCCCAUUUUGAGAGAAGGGCGAGGAAUACUAACACGCACGCACGCAACACACACAUACAGACUUAACAUACACACGAACUUAAGACUGCAACUGCAAUUGUAAACAUCGACAACAAGUACGGCGAGCAGAGCAAGCACAACGAGAACUCCAAAUGACGGAAUACAAGUUGGUUGUGGUCGGUGCUGGCGGUGUUGGCAAAUCAGCACUGACAAUACAAUUAAUUCAAAACCAUUUUGUUGACGAAUACGAUCCCACAAUCGAGGACUCAUAUCGCAAGCAAGUGGUUAUUGACGGUGAAACCUGCCUGCUGGACAUUUUAGAUACCGCUGGACAAGAGGAAUAUUCCGCCAUGCGUGAUCAGUAUAUGCGAACGGGCGAAGGAUUUCUCCUGGUAUUCGCUGUGAAUAGUGCCAAGUCAUUUGAGGAUAUUGGCACAUAUCGUGAGCAAAUCAAACGUGUUAAGGAUGCCGAAGAGGUGCCAAUGGUGCUUGUGGGCAAUAAAUGUGAUCUGCCCUCGUGGAAUGUGCAAAACGAACAAGCCCGAGAGGUGGCCAAACAAUAUGGCAUUCCAUACAUAGAAACGUCUGCCAAGACGCGCAUGGGUGUGGAUGAUGCAUUUUACACAUUGGUCCGUGAAAUACGCAAAGAUAAGGAUAACAAGGGACGAAAAGGUCGCAAAACGAAUAAGCCGAACCGUAGAUUUAAAUGUAAGAUGCUUUAAACAGCCUUUUACAGAUUGGUUUUUUGUAUUUUCAAUACCGCCAUUCUUAUAUAAUUAAUGCGUGUGUGAUUUGUUGUGUUCGCGUGUGUAUCUGUAUAUGUGUGUGUGUGUGUCAAAGCCUUCUUCAACAACUGCAACU